Molecule: messenger RNA, 1816 nt
Organism: Pyricularia oryzae 70-15
Lineage: Eukaryota; Fungi; Ascomycota; Sordariomycetes; Magnaporthales; Pyriculariaceae
Exons: 1
Coding region: 60-1436 (458 amino acids)
Source: RefSeq, a predicted model, not a curated record
GCGACAGACAGCCAGCCUUGCAAGCCUAGGUACCCUUAUUCGCUCCUCAUCUCGCAAACAUGACUUUUAUAAAAUGCCACCGGACUCCUUUCCAUGAUUGUUUACAUUGCCGGGUUGAGGACUGGAUUGGAAGAACGUCAAAUACCCCCGACAAAAGCAAAUGCUGCUCAAAUCCCCACGACUUCGAAAUGCCUCCCUCGCCUCCGGCUUCGUCAGAACGAGCUUCUUCCCCGUCGAAGCGCCGGCGUCCCGACGAUGAGGUUCCGAUAAAUCUCGAUUUCGACAUAACCCCACGACCUUCGCGCCACCUCGCUUUCGAUAUAGGUCUUUCGCUCCAACAAACUCCGUCGCGGUCCAGGCCUUCCAAGCGCUCCGUCAGCCCAAUCAAGUUUACAGACGAGCUCGCAAUGCUAGAGAAACCUAUCCGAAUCAAGAAGCCUUCCCUUGAGUUGCUGCCGACAAAAGCGCGGGAGCUAUACAGUAGCGUACUUCGAAUGGUCGAUUUCGCCAUCGCAAUCGUGCCAAUCGAGGCGGAACGGGCGUUCGGGGAACAUGUACGCAUGGCGGAGCUCCCGCCCACGAUUUUCAAGGGCCAAAAGGAUGGUCAAGAUGCACACGCAGUGGCAGAAGCAGAAAGGGAGCUUGAAUCUCUACUCGAAAUCGUAGCGGAUGCCAACAAAUGCUCUACAGAGGGUUUGUCGGAGUUUUCUUGGAACAUUGAAGUACAUGCACCUCUGCUCAAACUCGCGACUCGAAAGACCCCUGGUGUGAGCCGAUACGAAAUCAUCUCUGCUCGCGUGUCAAAUCUGUGCUUGCCCCCAUUCGGCGACGGCGCCACCUGCGAGUUCCCAGAAUCUUACGUUGCCCCUCCGUCCUCGGUAUCGUCUAGAAGCACCAGCUCAACUGCUGCGUCCCGCAAGAAGGAUAAUCAUGUUGCGGCCGGGAGAAUGGUGGACUUUGGUUUGUUUAUGGAGACCAAGUCGACACCGCUCGAAAAAGCGAUAUCGGCUCUAGUCCUACAGUCAGAACAACGUUCCGUCAACCACAGCAGUUAUAGCCCUCUCCGUUCCCUACCUUUGGGCGUUAGUAUCGAAACGAAAAGCCCCGGUGCAGCAGAUAAUGGGCUCGUUCAAUUAGCUCUAUGGACGGCGGCAUGGUUUCGACGGAUGGAACAAUUAUUAGAACUAUCAACAUACCGACAAACCGAGUUUCAAAUGCUCGAAGCAGUGCCGGCGAUUUUGGUGAAUGGACACCAAUGGCGUCUGCUGUUUUUUUGCCACCGAGGCGACUCUAUCACAUGUGUAGGUGAAAUUCCGAUGGGGGAUACCACCACUUUGACGGGAGCCUACAAAGUGCUGGGGGUGUUACGUCUCCUUGUGCGCUGGGUAGACGAAGAUUUAAGGGAAUGGUUUGAAGGAUUGCUCCUACGUGCGUAAUCAGAAACCUUUUAUGUAUUGAGAUUCUAUAUUUUACCGUUGCCUGUCUCGUCCUUGGGAUACGCCGGAGCCAGAAGAACGGCUAUGACAGCGGGUCAAUGGAGCGUCGCAGGGGCCUUUCAUCCGAAUUUUGAGUUGGUCGCUUUCUGGAAGUUAGCAUCAGCAACUCGUCUCGUCCUCAAGAGUUUAUUUACUCAUCAUGUUUAAUGUUGUUCCCUUCAUUUUUGGUCAUACAGCUGAGGGCCAAAUGGUGGGCGAUGACCUCAUGGGACGGCUACCUGUCUCUUGCCGGGUAACAACAUGCAUUUGACAGGUACUUAAUUGCCCAUCGCAUUUGCAGCAGUAGUACGACGGCCGUCAUUGUUGCAUCAACAUUGGUA